Messenger RNA from Heterobasidion irregulare TC 32-1, 843 nucleotides. RefSeq lists its product as uncharacterized. NCBI's taxonomy places the organism in Eukaryota, Fungi, Basidiomycota, Agaricomycetes, Russulales, Bondarzewiaceae. The record is from RefSeq and is a predicted model, not a curated record. The coding region runs from base 1 to 843 and encodes 280 amino acids. The transcript is spliced from 4 exons.
AUGGACAGGGAGUCCCUGCGUACAGAGUGGGAUGUGAUUGGCUCUACAAGCAUUUCCUCUGAAGAUGUUGUGGGAGAGUUGGACACAGUCGGAGCACAGUGUCUUCUGACCAAAGAGCUGGCGAUGGAGUCGGUUUUGGAAUCCGUUCACCUGUACCAACCCGCCGCGCAACAAAUUGCAAUCAUUUUAUUCAAGGUGAAACACGCCCUUGGAAUUCCUCGCCACUCUCGCAACAUCGACGAUCCUAGGAAUACCAUUUACCUGAGGGCUGAUUUGCGUACACUGUUUGAUCGUAAACGGUGGCUUUUACUUCCCGACAUAGAUCUCGUCAAGCGCAUCUUAAAUGAACAUCAAGUGAGCGACAAGAUUACCGAGCUCUACAGCGAUGCGACUGCCUUUCAUUAUCGAUUUGUCCCCCUCGGCCCUGGACGACUGACAGACAUGCUCAGAUGGGUUCGGCCUGAUUACGAAAUUGAACCACAGCCAUCCUCCUCCAUGGAAUACGGACUCUACAGCUAUCCGUUCCAGAACUUUCCCAAGCUUGAAUCCCAUGCUCAUCCUCAUUGGGUCAUUCUGAAUGCUGGGGAGACACUGCUUGCCAUCACAGAUCACGAGUUCGACGCCUUCAUAUGGCGCGUCACAUACGCAUACAUGGUGACCGUCGAUGAAGCGAAGGCAUUUGUUGAAAGCAUUAAGCUUAUCUACAAGAGGUGGGUUUCCAAAGGCAAGGGCUGUGGUCCCUCUCGAAUCAUAAGCUUCAUUAAGAAGGCUGUUGAUCGCGUUCGCGGAAGAGCGACUAGGACGCAGACCGCAAGCUCAUCGGUUGCAGCAUCGCCUCAAUAA